AUGGUAAACAACAAGGCUUCUAGAGGCUUCGUUGCUGAUAAUCUCUUGCCACUGAGCAAAAGCGUGAAAAUGCUCGAUAUCAAUUUCAGCGCUCGCAUAGCUCAUCUUCAGACAUUUGUAGAGGGUGAGAUGAUUGCGACGAAGUGUAUCGAGGAUAUUUUAGAAAUGUUAAGGGAAUGUGAGAGUGGUGCGAACGAGAAGGAUAGUGACAAGUCGUAUGUCAAAGAAAACAAACAUCGUAAGGGUAUUUUCAAGAGGGCAAAAAGGGUAGUCGUUAUCGUCAGUAGUUUAGUAGGGCUCCCACUCUUUCUCGCUAUCGAUGUUAGUUAUUCCGAGGAUGAGAAUGCUGAGAGGCCUGAGCAUGCUGAGGAUUCUGAAAACUUUGAGUUGGCCAUCAACAACAUUGAUCACGUCGAAGAAGAAGUCGAUGAAAAAAUGCAAGACACCCGCAAUAAUCAACACAGCAACGCACAUGAGACAUUCGAGAUAGUCAAACUAUCACCAAAACUACAAGAAACUCAACAAGCUCCAUCCAAAGGGGAGCGUGAGUCGACGCCAGAGGAGGCCCUGCAAACCUCCUCCCAUACACUCGCAAACUCGUCUCGGCCUCAUCCUCACAUGUACACAUGCCUUCGCCAACGUGUGCAAGAGCUUGAAGAGCGUCUUUCGGGAUACGAAAACCUCUUUAGUCAACUUCAUAUGUAUGAUAUUGCCAACAAUCUCAUAUACAGAUGA
This is a messenger RNA of Wallemia ichthyophaga EXF-994, 735 nucleotides long. RefSeq lists its product as uncharacterized. Bases 1 to 735 code for a protein of 244 amino acids. The transcript is spliced from 2 exons. The record is from RefSeq and is a predicted model, not a curated record. Lineage: Eukaryota; Fungi; Basidiomycota; Wallemiomycetes; Wallemiales; Wallemiaceae.